GGUAAAAGCAUUUAGAGGGAUCUAGACUUUCUAUCUAUUUUUUUCUCUCCUGGAAAACGAAGGAGAGUUCAAUGUAUAUCAUUAUGUCCGGGAGUGCCAGUUGCAAUUCUCCCAAGCGGAUGGUUGUCUCUGUUAUUAAAGCCACACCGUUCCAAUCCAAGUUUGGUACGGAGGAUUUAAACCUGGGGGAUUUUUCAAUGGUUUUUCCCUGCAAAUGGCCGGAAAACUCCAACAGUAUGAGUUUGAGUCCGACCCCCAGCAUUGGAUCAACAGGGUCCGCUUCGCCCAGGCAGAGUCCCGAUAUCGCCGCGUAUAAGGAUGGGAUGAGACGUGGCCGGCCGAGAGCAGAAAUAGUCCGAGAUUUGAUCAACGAGGGCAGUCUGUCCACUAGCCGGAUUCGCUGUCAUGUCUGCAAUCGAGUUUUCCCGAGAGAGAAAUCAUUGCAAGCGCACAAAAGGACACACACUGGUGAGAGGCCGUAUGUGUGUGACUACCCAAGCUGUGGGAGAGCCUUCGUGCAGAGCGGGCAGCUCAAGACGCACCAACGCCUGCACACAGGAGAGAAACCCUUCAUCUGUUCCGAGCCGGGCUGUGUCAGCAAGUUUACUCAUGCCAAUCGGCACUGCGCAAAACACCCGUAUGCCCGGCUGAGGAGGCAUGAAGGUACAACGGAACAAGGCCAGGUCACGGUGGUUGAAGAAGACAAGGCAGUAGUGGAGUGGUUAACAAAGUAUUGGCAGAGUCGAGAACAGCGUCCAGUCCCAGCGCAGGAAGAGGCAGGCUGCCAGAAAUCUGACCAGGAACAGAAAAACCCAAUGAACAACCGAGAGGACGAGGAGGAGGAGAAGGAACAGUGCUAUACCGGGCAACACCUGCAGGAACAGAGAGAGCGGUGGCACGGGGCACUGGCACUUAUCCAGCUGGCAAACCUCUCCACGGAUCAGCUGUACUGAUCAGCCUUCCACUUUCCCCCAACCCCCUCACCAAGCCAAACUUUGCAGAGUGGGGAUGGGGACGAGGAACCAGAAGUGGCAAGCGAGUCCAGUGCAUGGUGUCUCUUUGAGCUCAAGCCUGUGGACCAAUCUCUCUGACUGGAGCUCUUGGAGGUUUAUAGGUGUUGGCCUUAGCUGUCGUACAGCAAGAGUGAAGAUUCUUAUUUGGCCCUUGUCAAAGCUGCAUCUUCCUCUGGUUGCUCAUUUGCUGUUUUCUUUUAAGCAUGUUUUAGCUGGGACCCCAUUGCUUAUAAGUGACAAAAAAAUACUAUCUCAGUCACCAUUUUAAAAACAAAUUUUAAAUACGCAGUUUUGAAAAGAAACAGUAUGUGUAUCAGAGUAGAACAGUUUGCAAUGAUCCUUUACAUUGCGGAGCUAAUGCUUAUUGUGCUUAGCUUCAGGAGUUUUUGUGGCUCGAAGGUCAGAGCUUGUAUUUUAUAAAAUUGUAGAACCUUGCAGUGUGGAAGCAGGCCACUCAGCCCAUUAUGUCCACUCUAAAGAAUGUCCCCUGUCCCUGUAACCCUGAAUUUCUCAUGGCUAAUCCACCUAGCCUGCACAUUCCUGGACACUCCGGGCAAUGUAGCAUGGCCAAUCCACCUAACCUGCACAUCUUUGGACUGUAAGAGGAAACGGAAGCACCCAGAGGAAACCCAUGCAGAUAUGGGGAGAACGUGUGGAGUUUGUGUAGUCACCCAAGAGUAGAAUCAAACCCUAAUCUCUGGUGCUGUAAGACAGCUGUGCUAACCACUGAGUCACUGUAUCAUAAUAGCUUUACAGUCAACUGGAUCCUUUUUGAAGUGUAUUAAUAUAUGGUGGGCCAAUAUCUAAGAAGCAAUAAGGUAAUCACCAGAUCAGUUCUCAUUUAGAGGAGAAAUAUUAACCUGGACACUGAGCAGCUUCAAAAUAGUGAGAUCUUUUACGUGCACCCAAGAGAACAGACAGAACCUCAGCUUUCAUAUUUUAAAAUGAGCCUCUGCAAGUGCCACACUCGCAACACUGCAUUAGAGUUUCAGCCUGGGUUACCUACUGCAUUGGGGCUUCAAUCCACAACCCCUCUGAGUCCAGGGUAAAGAUGCUUAUCUGAAUCCGAAAGGGUAUUCAUGGAUGUUUUCCACUUCAGUGGGUGGUGUGAACCUGUGAAGAUAAGCUGUGAUUUGGAGGUGCUGUUUUGGACUGGGGUGGACAAGGUCAGAAAUCACACGACACCAGGUUAUGGUCCAAAAGGCUUAUUUGAAAACACAAGCUUUUCGAGCCUUGCUCCUUCAGGUGUUUGUAAGAGGGGUAGUAUCAGACACAGAAUUUAGAAGUUAAAAAAUCAAAGGGUCACACCUCUGAGAGAACUAAAGGUUUUAUCUGUGUAAAGAAGAGGUGACAUUUUAGGUCAGACACUGCAUGUUAAGUGUGAGGCCUUGUUUAGAAUCCGUUUUUUUUUGUUUGGAGUCAGUCUGGAAUUAUUUCUCAAGUAAGAAUUUAUAAAACGCCACAUUGACUGUCUAUAAAUUGUGUGCUCCUUGAGCAAAAUAGAAUGCAUCUGCAAGAUGAGCUGAAUAAUGGCAGAACUAAGCCAUCUGCUGGUGCAGUCAGUGGAAAAGUGUUGAGCACUCCAGUUCUGUCUCUCUUUAUGUAAACUGUCAGAAUUCAUCGCCACCUACUGAUGCACAUAGAAACUGCAGCACUUAACAGCACUCCCAAUAAUUACAAAUCUGUCUUGUGUUAAUCAUUAACAAUUUUCCUUUCUCUUAUCCAACUUGUAGACACACGGAGAGUCAGUUAGCUUAGUUGGCUGGAAGGCUGGUUUGCAAUGCAGAGUGGUGCCAACAAUGCAUGUAAAUUCCUGCACCAGCUAAGGUUUUUAUGAAGGCCCUGCCUUCUCAACCUUGCUCCUCGCUUGAAGUAUGGUGCCUUCGGGUUAAACUUGCGAUCAUUUGUCUCUAAUGAGAGAGCAGCUGUAUGGUUCUCUGGGAUUAUGACAACUUUACCUAGUUGCAUGUUUAUUGCUUGACAGAUGUGAAUAUGGACUAUGGGCAAUGUGAUGCUUUAGCUUUUUUGAGCAGUGCUUCUAAACUUAUUUUAUUGCUCAUCUUCUGUCCUUCAGGAAAGGGAAGGAGCUGACACAAAGUUGGUGUUACAUUAAGGCAAAUUGAAAACUGAAGCCAAUUUAGUAACACUGGUAGUUUUACAACCUGGGUCCUCACAUUCUGUCUCAAUUUAAAAAUGAUGGGAGAUUAUAAAGACAAAGAGGAUCCAAAGAAGAAUUAAAUUUAACUCCCAGACCAGGAGAAGACUCUCCAUUUUUCUACCCUCUAAAUGCCUCAAAUUUGCACCUGAUUGUCAGUUUAUUCUGCACCUUUUUAAUUGAGUGAAAAAAAAUCUCUAUCAGUGCUUUCCCAUAGUGUUGCAAGGGUUGGGGAAAUAGGAGGGCCAUGGGGAGCGGUUGAUAAUGGUGCACCAGAGGAUGAGGAGGACAACAGGCAGAAAAGGGAUGUGUGAUUUUGAAGUUGAAGAGGAGCACCGGGACAAAGUAGGAUAAGGAAAAGCGGAAUGGAGCAGAAAGAGCAGUUGGGAGUCAUGGAGGAGAGAACAAGAGGGGAAAACAGACAUGGAGAGGAAGUGGAGAAAUCAAUCUGAAGAGUAGAAUGAAGAGCCAGGGAGACUGAGAAUGGGGGUGGAUGUCGGAGUUGUGUUCAGUGGAUGGGGAGAGAGCUAGAAGAGAUGCCCGAAUAUUCAGUUCUUUUGAGCUUGUUCACAAAAUCCGGAACUGACUUUUUAGCUUGCAUAACAGCAAUGGCACUAUAUUUUUUUUUUGUUUUAGAUGAGUCUUUAACAAGGUCAGAAGAAAUUGGGUGUAGAGGUGGGUUUGUUGACAAGUUUUGUUUUCACCCUGCUCACUAUAGUCCCUGUGACUUCUACUGCAAGUCACCCUUUGAAAAGGUAGAGGCUAUUUAACUUAUACAUUUGCACUACAUGUCAAACCACUUCCAUUUCUAAAAGGGGAGACUUGAGGUUUGGCAAUUGACUGAAUGCCCAUUAUGUGUGGGAUAUGGAUGUGAGUGGAGAAUUUUCUCCACUGGUUCAAGAGGAAUAAACAUUGAUGUUAAAAUAUGAUCUGACUAAUGAAAACAGUGAGAUAUCACUUUGUGUGUGUGUGUGUGUGGUGGGGGGAUGAAGUGAGAAAGGAGAAAUUCCUUUGA
This is a messenger RNA of Stegostoma tigrinum, 4183 nucleotides long. RefSeq names its product zinc finger protein 367-like. NCBI's taxonomy places the organism in Eukaryota, Metazoa, Chordata, Chondrichthyes, Orectolobiformes, Stegostomatidae. Gene Ontology annotation, biological process: regulation of transcription by RNA polymerase II; central nervous system development. Gene Ontology annotation, cellular component: nucleus. The record is from RefSeq and is a predicted model, not a curated record. Bases 72 to 953 code for a protein of 293 amino acids. Gene Ontology annotation, molecular function: DNA-binding transcription factor activity, RNA polymerase II-specific; RNA polymerase II cis-regulatory region sequence-specific DNA binding. The transcript has 5 exons.